AUGAGUGAAUCAAAUGAAAUUGAAAAAAACCUUCAAAAUUAUGAUGACGAAGAUAUAAAAAGUAUUGAUGAGGAAGAAAAUGAGGAAGAUAGUGAACCAAUGAUUAGUGAAGAUGAAUUAGAACUUUCUCCCAGAAGAAGAAUUAGUUCUUCAAAAAAAAAUAUUAAUGAAUUAGUUUUGAAUAAUACAAAUAUUCAACAAGUUUUAAAACUUCCACAUAUAUUUUCAAAUAAUCAAGAAAUAUAUUUUUUAAAUUGUGAGAAAAAUACAAAUAAAUGUAAACAACUAAUUGAGCAAUCUUUAAAUGACUCAAAAUAUUAUAAUGAAUAUGCUGUUCAAAUGUCUGGAUAUUUAAAUUUUUGUAAUUUAGAAAUUUCAAAAGCAAUAUCAUGUUAUGAAAUUGCUCAUAAACUAAAUAGACAAAACUCAAAAUAUAUUUUAGAUUUAGGUCGGAUAAAUUAUUUGUUUGGAAAUCAUUCCCAAGCUUUAGUUUAUUUUACAAAUGCUAUUAAAAUGUUUCCAAACAAUUGGAAAGCAUAUUGUUGGAAAGCUUUGACUAUAUAUUAUCAAAAUAAAAAAACUUAUGAAGCAUGUAAUAAAGCAAUAGAAGUAUUACUAACUUAUUCAUCAGCAUCUAAAAAUCCUGAAAUACUUACUUUAAUUGCAUUUUUUUGUAGAAAAAAAGGUGAUCUAUUUUCAUCAUCUGAAGCAUUAAAAAAAGCUAGUGAUAUGGAUAAUUCAAAUAUAGAAUUGUUAAAACAAUUAGGUUAUGAUUAUCUUGAUAUUCAAUCAGAAGAAUUAGCUUUUGAAUCUUUUGGAAAAGCAUUAACAUAUAAUAAUUCACAUAUUCCUAGUAUUGUAGGUGCAGCUUACAUUAUACAAAGUAAUGGGGAUUAUGAUGUUGCUUUAACAAAAUACAGGCAUGCUAUAAAUAUUUGUAAUUACAGUGGAGCUAUAUGGAAUAAUAUUGGAAUGUGCUACUAUGGUAAAGGAAAAUAUAUUACAGCUAUAUCAUGUCUUAAGAAAGCAGAUUACUUAAUUCCUCAAAAUUGGGAAAUAUUAUUUAAUAUUGGUUUAGCUUACAAUGGAUUAACACAGUAUGCUUCUGCCUAUCAAUACAUAUCUUCCGCUCUUAAUUUACAACCAAGAAAUGCCUUUAUUCUUGAAGCUCUUGGAGUUGUUUUAAAUCAUUUAGGAGAUAUUGAAAAUGCUAGAAAAGCAUUUAAAAAAGCAAUAUCAAUUGACAAGUCUAAAACUGCAGGUUUCUAUUUAAAUUUUGCCAUUUUUGAAUAUAAAAAUGGUGAAAUUGAAGAAAGUAAAAAUCUUAUAAAUAAAUAUUUUAAUCUCAUUGAAAUUGGUACAAAAGUAGACAUUGAAUCAUCAUAUAAUGCAAAACGUCUUCAAAAAGUAUUAGAAAAAUUAAAUUAA
Messenger RNA from Strongyloides ratti, 1428 nucleotides. Its product is annotated as Bardet-Biedl syndrome 4 protein. The coding region runs from base 1 to 1428 and encodes 475 amino acids. Gene Ontology annotation, biological process: protein localization to cilium; cilium assembly. Gene Ontology annotation, cellular component: ciliary basal body. Lineage: Eukaryota; Metazoa; Nematoda; Chromadorea; Rhabditida; Strongyloididae. The record is from RefSeq and is a predicted model, not a curated record. The transcript is spliced from 5 exons. Gene Ontology annotation, molecular function: protein binding.